Messenger RNA from Rhizophagus irregularis DAOM 181602=DAOM 197198, 205 nucleotides. NCBI's taxonomy places the organism in Eukaryota, Fungi, Glomeromycota, Glomeromycetes, Glomerales, Glomeraceae. The record is from RefSeq and is a predicted model, not a curated record.
UCCCUCAUUUUACUCCAAAUGAUUGCUUCCUUUUCAAAAUUGACUCGACUUAAUAUAGGAUUAAAUCGAUUUGUUAAUGAAAAUUAUUUGACGUUUUACAUUGAUAAUUUUUUGGUGGUUACGAGAUCUUUCAUCUGCUACCAUUUUUGUAUGACACCAUUCUAAUUAAAUUUAAAAGGUAAAUCUUUAAAAUGAUAAGGUGUUC